AGGACAUGGGCCUUACCUUUUCGAGUGCCCAACACUUCCCAUCCUCCAGCCUUGUGGGAGUUGCUGCCUUGAGUACCAUUUCCCAGCAACACACCGACUUGAAUCCCUUUAUUCUUUUCUCGAUCCCCGCCUCCUCUUUUCAUUCCCCAUGGGCCGCAUUUGUGCCGACUGCGGGCGCGACCUGCCGCAAACUUCCUACACGGCAAACCAGUGGUCCAAGGGCGGCGGCUCCUCGCGCUGCGCCGGCUGCGUUCACGGCCACUACUCCGACACCUCGGCUGCCCAGCAAUCCGAUGCCGGCCGCCACAACAUCUCCUCGCGCGCCGAGUACACCGUCCAUGCCCUCGAGAAUCCUUUCGCCUCGGGCGCGUUUCGUUGGGUCGCCAAAGGAAGCUACACCGAAGGCCCGCGCCAGGGCCAAGCCAGCGUUCUGAAAUGGUUCAAAACGGGCGCUGUCUUUGAAGACGACUACUUCGUUCUGGACAUCAAGGCGUCCGGUAAAGCCUUGGAGAUUGUGAACCGCUUCAACCAGCUGGGUGUUGUGGACAAGGCUGUCAAAGUCAACGUUCCCCAGGUCUGGGUAUUCGACAAGCAUUCUGGUGCCUGGGCUGGCCAGAAAGGGCUAAGCGAGCCCUUCAUCCAAAACUACCAAAAGUUCAAUAGCAACACUGGCUGGAACGACGAGACGCGACCGUGGGCACAGGUAAUGCAGGCUUUAAGUCACUUCAGCUACCACAUCUCCGGCGGCAACUACGUCCUCUGCGACCUGCAGGGCGGCAUUUACCAGCAAGAGCUCGUCCUGUCCGACCCCGUCAUCCUCUCCCAGACUCGCGAGUACGGCGUGACCGACCUCGGUGCGGAAGGCAUCAGCUCCUUCUUCAGCCAGCAUUCCUGCAACAACUACUGCCGCCCUAACUGGACUCAGCCGGCCAAUCCGCGGACCUAUUUCGACCCGGUUCCGGGCACGACCAUGAUUCGUCGCUCGGUGCCUACGGCCAUGUCUAAACCCAACAGAACCCACUAUUUUAUCGCCUAACGAGGGGCUCGCGAGCACGAGUGGACGCUGUAUUCGCAUACAAGCUAACGAAGGGAAGCGUGGCCUUUGGGCGUGCAAGGUCGAGGGGGGCAUACUUGACAUACUUCCAGGCCUUUUCGUGGGCGACACUAAAGUGAUGAAAGGCUUUCCGCCAGCUUGAGGUAUGGGUUGGUCCUUUUUCGGAUUUCUCGGUUACCGUUACGACCCAGCUGGCACAGGAGGGGCACGGGAUGAGCGACCUCAUCAAGAGAGGCGGGGGCAUUAUGUGACCCCUGACCAAGCACCAAUGAUGUGGCUGCUAUGUCAAGAAAGCGACAUAACAGACAUAGCACCUGGCGAUAUGGCCGCUAUACCGGGGAGACGACAUCGCAAACAUAACAACCAGCCUGGCGGUGUAAGAGAAAAAUGUAUAAGAAGGAGGGUUUUCCUUGUGUCCUAGAUGGUCUUGACAGAUGCAGUGGCAUCAAUCACUCUAGGUUAGCUUCCAAGUAUCCCUUGGAGCAAGCAUCCAGAGCUGCACCCAAGACCCCCUUGUUCCCCUUGUCUAGACAACACUACUGCCCGAGCUACAGCGCAAGUUCUGCCCCACCCCGGACCCCUAUCCCCAUCUCCUUGCUCGAUACCAGCCGCACCAGAAAAGUAGACGCACCAGCGGGGGCGACUUUAUCAACAUAUCAAGUCACCAGGAGCUGAAACGAAUCAAACGAAUCCCAGGCCGAUUGCGCACCUGUGCACUGCCAUCCGGGUUUCCACGUUCAGUGUAGCGGCAAAUGGGGGCGCAUGUUGAUAUCACGUGACCCUCAAUCUGUAUUUAGGUCUCUUCACUGGCACAGGCCCUUCGGGCCUAUGCCUUAAAUUUUUGUGCUAAGUCCCUAAAUCCUGGCGCUAAAUCCUAGCGCAUGGGCCCUGUAAAUGCCUAGAAAGAAUGCCUUGCGGCUGACAA
Messenger RNA from Gaeumannomyces tritici R3-111a-1, 1979 nucleotides. RefSeq lists its product as hypothetical. Gene Ontology annotation, biological process: protein phosphorylation. The transcript has 2 exons. The coding region runs from base 149 to 1036 and encodes 295 amino acids. Gene Ontology annotation, molecular function: ATP binding; protein serine/threonine kinase activity. The record is from RefSeq and is a predicted model, not a curated record. Lineage: Eukaryota; Fungi; Ascomycota; Sordariomycetes; Magnaporthales; Magnaporthaceae.